AUGUCAAGUCCAGCAAGACAAGUCGGCAAUCGGAGGCUACCCCCGCUCCCCUUAAAUAAACGCGGGGCAUCAAGCCCACAUGCAAAACAGAACUAUCAUUUGAGGACAAACAACCCCUCACACGCUUCGUAUAUUGGGACGUCAUCGCGAUUCAGCUCACCGCACUAUGACAUGAUCGUCACUGGUCAAUCUACACCCUUAUCAAAUGGGUCGUCACGGAUACACCAUGGAAAGGGAAGCCAUUUUGGUGGAGACUCUCUGGAUGGAUCACCAGAACAUAUAUAUCCGGAACAGGUGAAAUCAUUUCUUAAUGACAAUCCAGCGUUUUUAGAAGACUACAUUUUAAAUAACGUCAAUCAAGAAGACUUAGAAAGAUGGAUGAUUCGGCGGGCGCAGAGAUUGUCAAAUGCAAAGGAUGCUGGGAGAAUUAAUAGUGAAAAUUCUCCAAGGAGGCUUUCAAGAUGGAAGUUUUGCGUUCACAAAGACAAAAGGAAAAUGUUACAAGAACUGACGAGAGAUAUCCAUCAACAUCCCAACAAAGCACAAGUGUUAAAUGAAUUAUCUGAAUGUAUAUCGUCAGCCAUCAGCGCAGACGGCACACAUCUUUAUUUAGUAGAUGAAAACAGAACAGAUCUUUACCUCUACAAACCAAGCAAUUUAAUUGACAAUACAGUGAGAUGGAAAAUAGAUAAAGGAAGUACAAUUGCAGGAUUUGCUGCCCACUCGUUACAAACAGUAUGCACUACAGAUUUCACAGGGGAUGCAAGGUAUCCUGUAGGAAUGGCAAUAGAUGAACCUAAUACAUUUUCCGCACUAGCAUUACCAAUCAUACAAUCAAAUGGAGAAUGUAUAGGUGUUCUGGAGUUCUUCAGAUCAGAAGGAAACUAUCCAUUCGGCGAGGAAGAUGAAGAGAUUGCGAGUAGUUACCUUGUGUGGGGUGGUAUUGCUCUCUACUAUGCCGAGCAUUGUAAUGGCAAACUAUUGGACAGAGAGAUGUAUCAAAAUAUGCAGAGACAGCGGAAACUCAAUGAAUUUCUCUUAGCUGUCACAAAAUCCAUAUUUCAAGACAUUGUCAGCAUGGAUACUGUGAUAAUGAAAAUUAUGAACUAUGCACAGAAAUUAGUAAACGCAGACAGGGCGUCUUUAUUUCUGUGUGAUACGAAAACAAAUGAACUUUAUGCAAGAAUAUUUGAUGUUGGAAACGGUGAAGGACCGCAACCUACAACAAAACAGAAAGAGAUAAGGUUUCCUAUGGAGAAAGGGAUAGCAGGACAUGUGGCCUCUACAGGAAGUACACUAAAUAUACCAGACGCAUAUCUGGAUGAGCGAUUUAACAGGGAUGUUGAUAUCCAGACAGGUUACGUUACGAAGACGAUACUUUGCAUGCCUAUUUACAUUAGAGGAAAUAUUAUUGGUGUGGUGCAAAUGGUGAACAAGAAAAAUGGAAAAUUUACAAAGUCUGAUGAAGAGUCGUUUGAAACUUUUGCAAUCUACUGCGGUUUGGCAUUGCAUCAUGCAAAGCUGUACGACAAAAUACGUAGGUCGGAACAGAAAUAUCGUGUGGCGGUCGAGGUCUUGUCUUAUCAUAGCCAGUGUACAGAAAGCGAGUUUGAAGCGUUACGAAUGAAACCGCUACCCGUGGCAAUGCCAGAAUUGAGCAGGUUUGACUUUUCACCAUGGGAUUUAGAGGAAGAAGCCAAGCCACUUUAUGUGUUGUGUAUGUUUAAAGAUUUAUUCGGCCUUACAAAGUUUGAUUAUGAGGAAGUGUGUCGAUUUACAUUGACUGUGAGAAAGAACUAUCGCACAGUUCCAUAUCACAAUUGGACGCAUGCAUUUUCAGUGGCGCAUGCUAUUUAUACGGUUAUUAAAGUGUCUCCGGAUGUCUUUGAUGAUUUGGAGUGUUUAGCUUUAUUUGUGGCAUGUCUUUGUCAUGAUUUAGACCAUCGAGGAAAGAAUAACGCCUUCAUGGUAAACAAUUCGACACCAUUAGCAGCCGUGUAUAGUACAUCAACAAUGGAACAUCAUCACUUCAACCAAACAGUCACAAUAUUACAGCAUGAAGGACACAACAUCUUUAGGAACCUAACUGCAGAGGAGUACAAAACGGUGAUUGGUGAUGUCAAACACGCAAUCCUGGCAACGGAUUUGGCGCUGUUCUUCGGCAAUAAAGAUAAACUUAAAGCAAUAGUUGACUCAGGGAAGUUCAAUUGGGAGAAUCCAGAACACAGAUAUUUAAGAAAUGCCAUUGCUAUGACCGGGGCUGAUCUUUGUGCCAACUCUAAGCCUUACCAAGUGAACAGAAAAGUGGUCACCGAUAUAUUUGAAGAAUUCUGGCAACAGGGAGACGAGGAGAAGAAUCAAGGUCGACAGCCUAUUCCAAUGAUGGAUAGAGAUCGGGCACAUGAACUACCAGCCAAUCAGGUUGGUUUCAUUGUCGGCAUUUGUCUGCCAUGCUAUGAAUUAUUAGCUAGAGUAUUACCAGGGUCAAAGCCAAUGAUGGAAGGCACAGCGAAAAACCUUCAGAAUUGGUCUGCACUUGUAGCAAAACAGAAAGCUGAAGAAGAAGCUAAGAAACUAAAAAUGAUAGAAGAGGCUGCGGAUCCAGUCGGGGUGAAAGAAGAAAAAGAAAAUGCGACAUAG
Molecule: messenger RNA, 2640 nt
Organism: Saccoglossus kowalevskii
Lineage: Eukaryota; Metazoa; Hemichordata; Enteropneusta; Harrimaniidae
Product: putative 3',5'-cyclic phosphodiesterase pde-5
Biological process (GO): signal transduction
Molecular function (GO): 3',5'-cyclic-nucleotide phosphodiesterase activity; protein binding
Source: RefSeq, a predicted model, not a curated record